Entelurus aequoreus (snake pipefish) is the source of this 1265-nucleotide messenger RNA. RefSeq lists its product as uncharacterized. Gene Ontology annotation, molecular function: GTP binding; GTPase activity. NCBI's taxonomy places the organism in Eukaryota, Metazoa, Chordata, Actinopteri, Syngnathiformes, Syngnathidae. The transcript has 7 exons. Bases 258 to 854 code for a protein of 198 amino acids. The record is from RefSeq and is a predicted model, not a curated record.
UGGUGUGUCGUUGAAAAAAAAGUUGAUGUGUCUGCUGUGACCAGAUUGGGAAGCUGGUGUCUGGAAUUGUGUCCUCCACCCUGCUGGCUCUUUCUCCUCAGUCAGAGCCAACUCGUGCGAGCGAACACCAGCAUAACAAGACCUGACUGACUUUACUCCUCUUAUAACCGUAUUUGGCAUUUUAUUCCAAUUUUAGGCGUUUUUUUUCCCCCCCUCCCUGCUUUGGACCAGAUCGGGGCUUUUUGCAAGGACAGAAGAUGGUUCCAGUUAAGCUCCUCAUACUUGGAGCUGCCAACACAGGAAAAACAGCCUUGUGCGUCCGCUUCAUGACCAAGCGCUUCAUUGGCGAGUACGACCACAAAAAAGAGAUGACCUACAGGUGCAGCAGGCUUGUGGACCAGGAAGCUGUUGACUUGGAGAUCUUGGACUCAGCUCGUAAAGAGAGCUGCGCGUCUUCACUGGAGGCCUCCAUCCGCUGGGCAGAUGGUUUCCUGCUGCUCUACUCCAUCACGCACCGCCACAGCUUCCUGGAGGUCCAGCGUCUCAAGAGACUCAUUGAUCAAACCAAACAGAGUCUGGUUGUCCCUGCAGUUCUUGUAGCCAAUAAAGCAGACUUGGAAAUUGGCAGGGAGGUGACAACAGAAGAAGGACAGAGACUCGCCAAUGAUUUAAGGUGUGGUUUCAAGGAGCUGUCGGUGGCCGACGCUGUGUUAUCUGUGGAAGCAGCCGUGUUUCAGCUCAUCAGGCGGGUGUUGGACCACCAGCGGUCUCUGCCGGACCGCCGUUCCUACAUGCUGACCAUGCGUCACGCUCUAACCAAGAAGCUGACCCGCUCUAAAACCAUGCAGUGGUGACCUCAACCAUCAUACCUUCAUAUUGUCGUCAUAGGACAUUAUGAACUGAAGACUUCUGCAUGAGGCCUCAUUGUAAGGAGAUCCAGGUUUGAAUCAUAUUGUGCUUGUGUACUUUUUAACUGAAGCCUUCUGGGAUAGGCUCCAGCUCACCCACAACCGUAUAAGGUAUAGGGGUGGGCGCAUCUAGUCAAAUAUGGACAAUACCAAUUAGGGCUGCGAAUCUUUGGGUGUCCCACGAUUUGAUUCAAUAUCAAUUCUUGGGGUCACGAUUCGAUUCAAAAUCUUUUUUUUUUUUUUCGAUUCAACGUGAUUCUCCAUUCAAAAACGAUAUUUACCCGAUUCAAAACAAUUCUCUAUUCAUUCAAUACGUAGGAUUUCAGCAGGAUCUACCCCAGUCUGCUGACAUGCAAG